Molecule: messenger RNA, 3618 nt
Organism: Diatraea saccharalis (sugarcane borer)
Lineage: Eukaryota; Metazoa; Arthropoda; Insecta; Lepidoptera; Crambidae
Source: the annotation of a GenBank genome assembly
AUGGUAACACCAAUCAUGGACGUCGUCGCCUGAAUUUUCGGCGUUUUGAUGAAAGUUAAAAAUGUUGAAUUAAAUAAAAACCCUAUUUCUUUUAUCAUUUUAGUGAAUAGAAAAUGGUAACGAUUGUUGACGAUCUAGACUCUUUAACCUUGCAAGAGCCAAUUUUCAAAGAUGUCAAGUAUUACUUGUCUGGUGAUGUCUCGGAAAGGGUAUUACAACUUCUGCAGUCAGGCGGUGCCCAAAGUACAAAAUAUUUCUCUGACUAUGUAACUCAUCUAAUUUGUGGUCCCAACGCGGAGGAUACAGACCUGGAUGAUGCACAAGAUAUAUAUCAAAUACCAGCAGUAACUGAGAACUGGGUGUUAGCCUGUGCGAGGUUGAAAAAGUUAGCUUGUACAAAGCCUUACAUACCCAAUAAGAAUAAAAUAUUCACGAAUGUUGUUGCUUGUGUAUCCAAAGUGAGUGCAACUGACGCCAAAUCAUUGUUCGCGCUUCUUACGUUUCACGGUGGCAAAGUUAAAUUAAACUUGGACACUCAGUGCACACAUUUGAUCUGCGGCUCUGCAUCGGGCAGUAAAUAUAGUGCUGCUCUUAACUUGCCUGUUAAUAAAAUUAAAAUAGUUACUCCUGAUUGGGUUUUAGAGAGCAUAAGAGCUAGAAUACAAGCUGUAACUGAAGUGUUUCAUCCGAAACUGUUGAUAAUCCCUCAACCACCACCAAAACCAAUGGAUCGUAUUAGUGCUAUUACAGGAUUUGAUUUCGAAGAAGGCAUAGCUAAAAACGAAGUACCUACACAAAAUAUGUCAGAAAGUAAAGAUGAUGGAACACAGGCAUUGCUAGAUAAACUUAAACAGAGAAUGCCUUGGAAUCAUCCACCAUCUUCUGCUAACUCAUCAUCAGUAGCUACAUCAAGCGUUUCCUCUAUGGGCUUUACAACCACACCUUUACCGACGUCUAGCAUCAUGAGCAAAUCAUUGCCACAGGGCAUUGUUACACAGAAUAUUCAAAUACAGAGUACUCAAGCAAACGCACAGCUCAUGCAGAAGUUUGGUCAAAAUACUAUUGUGUCACAGCCAAGUAUGAAUAUACAGACACAACAAGUUAAUUUACAACAGCAACAGUAUCAAGGGCAGCAACAGCAAACGCAACAACAAUCCCAACCACAUGGCUUAACAGCAAUACAGAUACAGCAACAGAAGAUUAUGCAACAACACCAGCUCAAAAUGCAAAUGUUGCAACAACAGCAACAACAACAGAAUAAAUUAAAUAACCAACAAAACCAGCAAAAUUUCCAGCCCAAUGUGUCAGUUUCACAAAUCAAUCAAGGUCUGUCUAAUCAAAUUCAGCAACAUAUCCAGAACAACCAACAUCACAUACAGCAAAAUAUUCAGACGCCCACAUCUAUGAGCUCUGCACAGCAACAAAUUGAAAAUAUAAGUCAAAUGCUCAGUCAGAGUGCUAAUAACCUUCAGCAGGCUCAAUUAAAUCAGCAAAAUUUGGCUAUGAAGCAAAGCUUAGGUUUGAGUCAACAGAGUGCUUCACAAGCUGUGCAGAAUAUAGCCCAACAGCUUGCUCAAUCAACUCAGAAUCUUCAACAAAGUCUGCAGAAUGCUAAACUUAAUCAAAGUCUAGGACAAAGCCAAGUUAUUAAUCAGCAACUCUUAAAUACUGGUCAACAAUUGUCAAAUCAAAAUCAAAAUCUGAUUCAACAGCAAACUGUUCAGUCCAUGACAAAUCAACAGCAAAAUAUCAACAUGGGAGUUGUCAGCCAACAGAACCUUGUUACAUCUUCACAAGCACAGACCGGUCAAAGUGUACAACUCAAUCAGCUAGUAGGCAAUACUGGCCAACAAUCUGUGAUAAGUCAGCAAAUUCAGCAGGUCCAACAAACAAUACAGGGUCAGCAAAAUGCUAAUGUGCAAGGGACAUGGAGGCAGCAGAAUAUACAAAUGGUCCAGAAUGUUCAAGGUCAACACCAGAUUAUUAGAAGUCCACUAGUACAAACCAGAAACCCUCAAAAUCAAGUUAUAUUACAGCAGCAAAUAAUGCAAACACACCAACAGCCUCAGUCGAGUCCUCAGCAUACAAUACAACAGACGUCCCAGCAAAUACUUCAGCAGUCUAUAGGUUCUCAAGCUCAAGGUAUUGGUCAGACCCAUCAUCAAAUUUUAGUGCAGAAACAGCAGCUCCUUAAUAGUUCUGGUCAACAACAGAUAGUGCAAGCACCUCAACAAGUUUUGAUAAACCAGCACCCUGGUCAACAACAGAUUUUAGUUCAUGGAAACCAGCAAGUCACCUUGCAGGGUGGUCAACAAAUAGUGUCACAAAAUCAAAUUGUUCACCAAGGAGGACAGAUUGUCAAUCAAGGGGGCCAACAAAUAAUAACUCAAAGUGCACAACAAGUGCUGUCGCAAGGAGGUCAGCAUGUCAUCACACAGCAAGGCCAACAGCAAGUAGUGAUCGCUCAGUCAUCACAGCAGAUUGUGACACAAUCAGGACAGCAAAUUAUCGGCCAGACUGUAGGUCAGGCACAGCAAGUGUUGUCACAGGUACCUCAGUCACCACAGCCAGGUACUCAGUUAACAUCAGGGGGUGGCAUACAGCAAAUCAUCACUCAUGGUGGCGGUCAACAAAUUGUCUCACCUGGUGGUCAACAAAUAGUGCAAGGGGGACAGAAUGUGUCAUGGCAACAGCAGCAGUACUUGCAACAGAGACAACAGAUAGCUCAACCAGGAGCAGUUGGUCCUAGGGUUUCAUGGUCUGGCGGCGGUCGUCAGCUUAUCCAUCUGGAUGCGCAAACUCACGCGCAACUCCAGCAGAUGGACCCGAAGCAGCGAGCCAUGUUCGUCGCGCAGCUGCAGAAAAGGAGACAGUUAUCUAUUCAACGUGCGGCUGCGUUAGCGCAACAGCAGCAACCAGGUGUGGUGGCAGGCUCACCUGGUACUCCGACGCCUACCGGCGCCCCUCAGAGCGUUACCUUCAUCAGAAGUCAACUGCCACCAGGACUGACGCAACAACAACAGGUACAAUGGUUACAACAGCAAGGUGCCCGGGCGACGACUAUCCCCGCCGCGGUGCCUACACAACCGCCGCAGUCGCCGGUUGGUGGUGCAGUGGUAGCUAGCGGGGCGGGGGUGGGGGUGGGCGGAGGUGCGGGUGGCGCGGCGGUGGACGCGCAGUUGCAACAGCUGCAGCUGCAGCGCCAGCAGCAGUACCAGCGCUUGCAGCAGCUGCAGGCGCAACGGGAUCACGUGGCGCACCAUCACGCUGCCGUUAAACAGGUAGCUCCAGGUGUGGGUGUGGGAGUGGGAGUGGGGGUAGGUGUGGGCGUAACCCAGCACGUGGUGGGGACUGCGAUAGCGGAACCGCAAGUCGACGCCCUACUCACACCCGCUGCGCAAGACCAACAAACAGGAGCUGGUGGAGCGUUGUUAGUGAAUCAUAAAACGAAAACGGCUUUAGCGAACAUGUUGAGCAUCCGCCUACAAGGGUCCGCGCCCCCCACCGAACACGAACCUUCCGCUGCCGGCACGCUCAGGUCGUUUAUUUUACCAAUAUCAAUGUUUAUUUAUUUAUUAUUAUUAAGGCAUGCUUACAGCUAGACAUAUUAAACAUAUA